This is a messenger RNA of Lactuca saligna, 1331 nucleotides long. The record is from the annotation of a GenBank genome assembly. NCBI's taxonomy places the organism in Eukaryota, Viridiplantae, Streptophyta, Magnoliopsida, Asterales, Asteraceae.
AUUGUUCAAAACAUUUUAUCUUUGUUUAGGCUGAGAUAAAGGUGCUACUAACAGUAGUAUGAUAAAAACUAUAGUAAAAACUUCGUAGUUUUUACUAAAAGCCUACCUAAUAUUUAAGAAAUAUGCUCAUGUGUAUCGAAGGCCGGAUUUUUCAGUGUUGGUAUCUAAAACCUUCCCCGGACAAAGUCCUUUAUCAGUAAUGGUAUAGCCAUCUGUUGGUAUUGGCCUCACAGUAUAAAUCUUUGUUAACAUUUCAAUGUCAUGUAAAGCUUGAAGAUGUACAAGCAUACAAUCACUGGUACAAGUAGAAAAACACGAGCGACAUCCAUUAUAUAAGUGCAUGCCUCAUGCAUCAGUUGUUCAAGUACUACCAUCAGAGAGGACAACUAGCUAUAUAGCUAUUGCUCGCAAGGAAAAAGAUGGCUAUAGCAGGAAAGAUAUCACGUGAAGUUGAAAUCAAAUGUCAUCGUCACCUGGUCUUUGAACUCUACAAGCACAGGCCACACGACUCGUCACUCGUCCACCCUGAGAAGGUUGAAGCUUGCCAUUUAAUUUCUGGUCAAUGGGGUGUUCCAGGAGCUGUCCUUCAGUGGCACUACUACCAUGAUGGAAAAAAGGAAACUGCGAAAGAAAUCAUUGAAGAAGUUGAUGAUGAAUUGCACAAAAUUGUUUUCAAAGUGAUUGAAGGAGAUAUCUUGGAGGUGUAUAAUUCCUUUAGCUUCAUCCUUACGACCAAAGAUGUUGGCGAUAAGAAGUUUGUUAUCUGGACUAUAGAGUUCGAGAAGGCGAAUGCAAGCAUACCAGAUCCAACAUCGUAUCUGGACUUGGUUUGUGGAAUAGCUGGAAAAAUGGAUUCUCAUUUUCUCAAACUUAAGCACCACCACCACCACUUGACUGCACAAACACCAUCGGAAUGCACAACCGCCACUGAAAUCUCCACAACCAUCACCGGAAUGCACAACCAAACACCACUUGUUCCCCUGAAAAAUAACCACAAAACCACCACCUCCUUCACCAUCGCCACCCUCCUGAGGCGGCUAAGGUUUGGUGUAACGAUGGACCACCCACAUUUUCUGGUGCAACGGCCUCAAAUACUCCCUUCUUCAUUCCCCUCCAAUAGUGAAACCUUAUUCUAUCUUCUCAGUUCGAUCGACAACCACAGAUCGAGAAUCAGAAACCAGAUCUGUUACCCUAUCGUCGGGAAUGAGGAUGAUGAUGUAGAUAAAGAUGAAGGGUGUUGGGAGUUCGUUCUAUCUUCUCAGUUCGUUCUUCUUUUUCUGUUCAAUGAGGAUGAUGAUGCAGAAGAAGGGUGUUGGCAGGAGUGCAUUUGA